Messenger RNA from Amaranthus tricolor (Joseph's coat), 3906 nucleotides. Its product is annotated as receptor protein-tyrosine kinase CEPR2. Bases 368 to 3355 code for a protein of 995 amino acids. Gene Ontology annotation, biological process: hormone-mediated signaling pathway; protein phosphorylation. The record is from RefSeq and is a predicted model, not a curated record. Gene Ontology annotation, cellular component: plasma membrane. NCBI's taxonomy places the organism in Eukaryota, Viridiplantae, Streptophyta, Magnoliopsida, Caryophyllales, Amaranthaceae. Gene Ontology annotation, molecular function: protein kinase activity; ATP binding; protein binding. The transcript has 3 exons.
GUGCAAAAUCCAAAAGAGCAUUUCAUUUUACCACAAAACUUAAAACUUACCAUUCAUAUAGACUUGUAUUUUGUCACAACUCACCAAAUUCAUUUUCUUGCUUUCCAUCUCUCUCCCAAGUCCCAACCCAUUCCCUUCACUCUCACUUCCAUUUUUACUAUUACAUUCCAUUAUUACCUCUAAUUUCAAAACACCCAUCACUAUUCCCCCAAAAUUUUCCAAUUUCUUCAUCAUUUUCCUUACAUUGAAUCACAUAUUUACAGAGUACUCUGUUUUCUUCUUUACUCUCUGAACCCAUCAAGGUACUCAAGAAGCAAAUCAUGGACUCAUCACAAUCAAGAUUCAACACUUAUUACUCCACAAUUAUAUGAUCUCUUCCUCUAUGAAUCACUCAUUUUCCUCAUUCUCUAACCUUGCCACAAAAAUGGGAGCCAAACCAUUCAAAACCUUGAUCCUUUUAGUCUUCUUAUCAUACUAUUUCCCUCCAAACUUUGCAUCUCCAACGGUCGAAAAAGAUGUUCUUCUAGACUUCAAAUCCCACCUAAAAGAUCCAUCAAACCAUCUUAGUUCAUGGAACACAUCCAAUUUUCGUUGUGCAUACAAUGGAGUCACUUGUGAUACACAAACAUGGAGAGUAGUUAGUAUUUCACUUAAUAAUGCUUCAUUAUCCGGCCACAUUUCGCCUUCCUUAUGUCGUCUACAAAGCUUACGACUUCUUGAUCUAUCUGAAAACGAAAUUUCGGGGAAAAUCCCACCUCAAUUGAAUCAAUGCACUAACCUUAAAAUCCUGAACCUCACAGUGAACAGAUUAGUGGGCAGAAUUCCUGAUCUUUCGGGUUUAAGGGCCUUGGAAAAUCUUGAUUUUUCGGAUAAUUUCUUUACCGGGGAGUUUCCUUAUUGGGUUAGUAAUUUGAGAGGAUUAGUCCAAUUGGGUAUUGGGAAUAACUUCUUUACUGAAGGGACAAUCCCAGAAAGUUUAGGCAAUCUAAAGAACUUAACUUGGUUGUAUUUAUCAAACUGUAAAAGAAUUGGAGAAAUCCCAGAUUCUAUUUAUAGCCUUAAACAGCUUGAAGUAUUUGAUUUAUCCAGAAAUAGAUUAUCUGGGGUGUUAUCUGAAUCGAUUUCCGAGCUAAAAAAGAUUAGACAAAUCGAACUUUUUGGUAACAUUUUGACAGGGGAAAUCCCUGCAGGAUUAGCAAAUCUAACCCAUUUGCAACAGUUUGAUAUCUCAGCUAAUCAUUUCUUCGGGAAAUUGCCUCCUGGGAUCGAAAAUCUCGAGAACAUAACAGUUUUUCAGCUCUAUGAGAAUGAAUUUUCAGGGGAAAUUCCCCAAGGAUUCGGAGAUUGGACUAAUCUUAUUGGCUUCUCUAUAUACCGAAACAACUUUUCAGGGAAAUUCCCGGAGAACUUUGGCAGAUUUUCGCCUUUGCAAAGUAUCGACAUUUCUGAAAAUUACUUCACAGGAGAUUUUCCUCGAUACUUGUGUGAGAACCGAACCCUGAUGUUCUUGCUCGCAUUGCAAAACGACUUUUCGGGGGAGCUUCCUGUAUCGUUAGCUGAUUGUAAGACACUGCAGAGGUUCCGAAUCAGUCAGAAUCGUUUAUCAGGGGAAGUACCAGAAGGGAUAUGGUCAAUGCCGAAUGUAGGCCUAAUGGAUUUCAGUGAUAACAAUUUUACAGGUCAAAUAUCGCCUGUUAUAGGGAAUUCAGCUAGUAUGAAUCAGCUGAUUCUAGAUAACAAUCGGUUUUCAGGAUCGCUCCCAUCAGAACUCGGGAAACUUACUCGACUAGAGAGGUUAUGCUUGAGUAAUAAUUCUUUUUCGGGUGAGCUUCCUCCUCAGCUUGGGGCGUUGAAACAGUUAUCGUCUUUACAAUUGCAAGACAAUUCGUUUACUGGAUCGAUCCCACCAACGUUAAGUGAAUGCUCGAGGCUGGCUGAUCUUAAUCUUGCCGGGAAUAUGUUAGAUGGUAGUAUUCCUACUAUGCUAGCAACGAUGACUUCAUUGAACUCGCUAAAUCUUUCGAAGAACAGACUUAUGGGUUCCAUUCCUAGUAAUCUAGGAAAGUUGAAAUUGAGUAUGAUCGAUUUGUCUGAAAACCGGCUAUCAGGAAGCAUUCCACAAGAUUUGUUGGAGAUUGGCACAACUGAUUCAUUUCAAGGGAACAAAUGGUUGUGUGUUGAUGAUAAGGUUGAUAUGAGAACUUCGAUAAAUUAUGGGAUCGGAGUAUGCAAUGACGAACAAUAUCACAAGACGGGUUUCUCAAAUAAACUGAUACUAACUUGUGUUGUGCUGUCGCUCGUUGUGUUCAUCUUAUCCGUGCUGUUACUGAUCAAUUUCAGGAAGUACAGAGUUUCAAACUCGUGCUCAGAAAAUGUAUGUGAAGGAGAAGUUGACACGGAUCCAAAAUGGAAAGUCGAGUCUUUCCAUAAUUUGGAAUUUGAUGUGGAUGAGGUUUGCAAUUUGGACGAGAAGAAUUUGAUCGGAAGUGGAGGUACAGGAAAGGUAUACCGAUUGGAUCUUAAGAAAAAUGGCGGUAUAGUGGCUGUAAAACAGCUAUGGAAGGGGCCUUCAAGCAAGGUGUUAUCUGCCGAGAUAAACAUCUUGGGAACAAUUCGACAUAGGAACAUAUUGAAGCUUUAUGCCUGCUUAUUGAGAGGAAACACGGCUUUUUUGGUGUUCGAAUACAUGGAAAUGGGCAACUUGUUUCAAGUACUUCACCGGGAGAUUAAGGGUGGACAGCCUGAAUUGGAUUGGUAUAAGCGCUACAAGAUCGGUUUAGGGGUUGCAAAGGGUCUUUGUUAUCUGCAUCAUGAUUGUUCACCGCCUAUUAUUCACCGAGAUAUUAAAUGUACUAACAUUUUACUCGACAAGGAUUACGAGCCUAAGAUUGCAGAUUUUGGUGUUGCGAGAGCCACUGAUAAGUCUUCUGACUCGUCCGAGUUUAUCUGCUUUGCUGGUACUCAUGGCUAUAUGGCUCCUGAGCUAGCAUACACUCGCAAGGUGACAGAAAAGAGCGAUGUAUAUAGUUUCGGGGUUGUACUUCUCGAACUCCUAACAGGCCGAGGGCCCAUCGAGGAUCAAUAUGGAGAAGGCCGAGACAUAGUACAAUGGGUUUUAAGGUGCUUAAACAACAAAGAUUGCAACAUUCAAGUUCUAGACACAAAGAUUGUUAAUGAAAGCAUCAAAGAUGAUAUGAUGAAAGUGUUAAGGAUAGCAACACUAUGUACUACAAAGCUUCCAUCACUUCGACCUACGAUGCGAGAUGUCGUAAAGAUGCUUGUUGAUGCUGAUCCUUGCACUGUUGAGUCUGUUGAUGAUCAGUCUGAAAAGGUUCACAAGGUUUUGCUUAAGUAGUUUUCUAUGUUUUAUGCAUAAGUAUAUUGUAUAAAUUGGUCUUGAGAAACUAAAUGUAUGAUUUGAGUCGUAAGACUAGUAUUUAGUGUAUUAGUAUAUUUAUAUGUACUUAGGAGAAUUGCGAAAUUUUAAUUAGAAAUUGUGAACAAACUUAGGGCUGUUUGGUAUGGGAAUAUAAAAUGUAAUGCAAAGGAAAAUGAUAAAAAAGAGUAAGGGUAAAGGUAUAGGUUAUAGUUAUAUGUUGUUUGGUAUGAAAAUAUAAGGGAAACACUUAAUUGAUCAUAGAAAGGGAAUUUGUUACUUGACAUAAAUGGAUGGUAACAAAGUAAGGGUAUCUAUUACCCUCAAGAAAGGGAUUGGGUUAACCUAAUAUCAUACCAAACAAAUAUGUGGAGUAAUGGUAAUUGAAUCCCUUACUUAGUAUUAAAAAAUUCAUACCAAACACCCCUUAAUGUUUAAAUGAUCAUGAUGAUAAAUAUGAUAAUAAAGCUAAUAAUUCAUACAUAGGACAAAGAUAAGGAUUAAGGGCAAUGUCGUUCUUGACUAGUUUU